UAACAUCAUCCAAUCACCACGCAAAGAUACACCAUACGUCAUUUCCAACGGACCGAUAACAUGUCCGGCUGCAGACAGCGCUAGCAAGGAAUCAAGUUGUUUAAUGUUACUCCCAAGUAAAAAGGCGGAAAUGCCGUUUCAGUACAAAUUUCAGACAGCUUAGUAUAACAGCCACAGUUGCUACUGAAAUAAAUAUUUUGUUGAAAUUACGACACUUACGCAGGAAUGAGCGACACUUAUCAAGUAAGACUGGCGAAAAAGUAGCUAGGUCGGCUGCUAGCUGUUGUUAGCAAGGGAGUUCUUUGUUUUGUUUUUCAGGGGGAAGUCCGUGUAAACAUGAAGUGAAACGAACUCUUGUGGACAUUUGUUUUAACAUUUUUCGAUUAGGUAUAUAUUAUAAGCAUGGACACUGCAUCUUUGGUAUUGGGAGCUGAACUGUAAAUUAAUGGUUUCUGGGAUAUAAGACUAAACUAACAUUAGCCAUCGAGCGCUAGUUUAGCAACAAAAAGAUCUGAUUGUUUUAACGUCGGUCAGUGAAGGAUUCGGAGACAGGACAACAUGGGCAACUGUCUCAAGUCCCCGACAUCAGAUGACAUAUCCUUACUGCACGACUCCCAGUCAGAUAGGGCGAGUUUCGGUGAUGGCAUAGAUCCAGACAUGGAGCCUCCUCCACCGUACCAGGAGCAGGCUCACAUGCCCAUGUACCAUCCCACGCCUAGUCAGUCUCGUCUUGCCACCCAGCUGACAGAGGAGGAGCAGAUCCGCAUAGCUCAGCGUAUUGGCCUCAUCCAGCACCUCCCUAAGGGCGUUUAUGAUGGAGGACAAGAUGGUUCAAAGAAAAAGAUCAGAGAAUGCGUGAUCUGUAUGCUGGACUUUGUAUACGGGGACCCCAUCCGGUUCCUGCCAUGUAUGCACAUCUACCACAUGGAUUGUAUAGAUGACUGGCUGAUGAGAUCCUUCACCUGCCCCUCCUGCAUGGAGCCUGUGGAUGCUGCCCUGCUCUCCACCUAUGAGACCAACUGAUUUUUCACCCCUCUUCCUCUACACUUAGCCCAAACAUGACCAGUCCUGUGCUAAACCUAUACAGAUAUCCAACAGCUUCCCUCUUAUUGUGAGAGGAGUUCUGAAUAUGUGUUUGCUUUUGUCUCACACUUUGAAAUUUUAAGAAUUUACUCAUCUGAUGUUGGCCCUCCACCCCCCCAGGACUAAAUAAGCUGGUCUUAAACAUCAGUUACAUGAUUCAAUGAAAAAUGUUUUCAGAUGACCCUGCAUGAUUGUGUAUGUGUGUUUGUCAUGCUGAAGCAGCAUUCAGUAGUGUUGCAGGUGACAGUGAAUACAUGCAAUUUGUGUAUGUGUACUUGUAUGGGUAUACAUUGUGAGGACCAGUUGUGUACUAUGGAACUUAGUGCAUUUGGCCCUUUCUCUUUCUGAUAACCCUUCAAAGCAUUGUUAGAGGGCCAUGACUUGGUUUUAGGGUAAGUGCAGAAUCAGGUUUAAGUUAGGGUAAAAAUGGGUUAAGCUGUACAAACGUGUGUUUGUCAGAGACCUGUUUGUGAGUUUCCACUUGAGCUGGUCUCAGUGGUGUUUCUCCCCAACUGACAACAAUUCAUUCCCAGUUAGUCAUGAUUCAAAUGGAUGAUUAGGAUAAAUUAUUGACCAAAUUGCUAAGAGGUGUUGCCAGAAAUCUUGAUUUUUUUUUUCUGUAGCAACAUUGACAUCUUCUUAACAUGCUGUCACAUUAAAGUGGCCCUGCACUUUAGAGAUAUGGGAAUACACAGCUGAAGUUUACACUGUUUUUGUUGAUUAACAAAGAAGAAGUUGCUUUUCAUUUAGUAAGGAUUACAGUAUAUACAUACAUAUAGCAUAUAGCACACUGAAAUGCUUAAUGGACAUAAAGAUCAUAAGACGUUUGUUUUAGGCUACUCCAUAUGACCAGACUUUAAAAAAAGCUUUGAGUUGAAGGAAAAAACAAUGACAUGUAAUGUGAAUGUUUCACCAGAGGAUGUGUAAAGAAGCCGACAGCCGAAGUAAAGGGCUCAUUUGUGCAUGGCAGAUGGAUCAGUCAGUCAGAAAUUGGAAAUGCUUGUACACACCUUUCAUCUGAUCCAGAUUUGCACUUUAUUUAUAGGACAGUAUCUAAAACAAUAUAUUAAUAUAUGUACCUUAUAACCUUGCACUAUUGAUACGUCAUUCCUUCAUUUUCUGAGAUGCAAAAGAUACAUAGCUGAUAUUUUCAGAGUUGUCCAGUAGUCGCUUAUCACACUGAAAUAAGCCUGAAGAUGUAUUUCAUGAACUCUGUGAUUCUGUGGUGUGAACCUCCUCCUUGUUGUAUGUUUUUUGUGCCAGUGAAUGGACAGAGGCUUGUUCCAGAUGUAAGGAAGAGACAGAUGUCUUGGGAAAACAUCCUUAUUUACUUUCUUAAUGAGAAUUGCGUGAGAAAAUUGAUACUCCUCUCACAUCUGUGCUUUAACUAUGGAGUAUAAAGACUAGAAACGGGGGUGCUGUUAGGCAAGUUUUAAAAUCUUUUCUAAAGAAGCCUAGCUAGCUUCCCAUGCUUCAAGUCUAUGCUAAGCUGAGCUAGUCACUUCCUUGCUGUAGCUGUAUCUUUAUUGUGAGUAAACAAAAAAGCGUAUUUCCCAAAAUAUCAAAUCGUUCCUUUAAGAUUGAAAUCUGGCAAAUUUUGGAGUCAAUUCAAAGCUGUUAAAUUUAGAAUUAACAUUAUCACAGUGUCACUUUUCUUUAUUAUAUAUCUCAUUUUUCAUUUGUUUACACUAUAAUGAGUGUUUGUUGUUGCUGUAUUUCACUGUAGCAGUAGUUAGAAUACAGUUUGGAAUUUUUGAUGGUGGUGGUGUGGCUGUCUUGUUUUCUGUUACCUGUGUUUUGUCUUCUAACUUCUUUGUUUGUUACAGUUGUGUAAGAGCCACUUUGUAUUUUGGAAAGCAAGUAUCUAACUAUUACACUGGUUUAAGCCUGGCUGUGCAAACCUCUGUCCUAAUGGAAUUUGAGUGUGAGAGAGACUUCUCUUAUGAUGUGAUAGUCACAACUGAGACAUCAAGAUUUCCAUUGAGCUUUUUGUUUGCUGUUUUUCAUUCUAAGUUUAAUCUGAAAAGUUCCUGUAAUCAUCUUUUCUUUUUUUCUCUUUUGAAGGCUAAAAAGCCCUCAUGUAAAAGAAAUAAACAGGAAAAAACA
Monopterus albus (swamp eel) is the source of this 3189-nucleotide messenger RNA. It is a transcript of the gene rnf11b, whose product is annotated as ring finger protein 11b. The coding region runs from base 559 to 1023 and encodes 154 amino acids. The record is from RefSeq and is a predicted model, not a curated record. Gene Ontology annotation, molecular function: ubiquitin protein ligase activity. Gene Ontology annotation, biological process: ubiquitin-dependent protein catabolic process. Gene Ontology annotation, cellular component: ubiquitin ligase complex. The transcript has 3 exons. NCBI's taxonomy places the organism in Eukaryota, Metazoa, Chordata, Actinopteri, Synbranchiformes, Synbranchidae.